Mya arenaria is the source of this 4319-nucleotide messenger RNA. RefSeq lists its product as uncharacterized. The record is from RefSeq and is a predicted model, not a curated record. The transcript is spliced from 27 exons. Bases 164 to 3760 code for a protein of 1198 amino acids. Gene Ontology annotation, biological process: response to oxidative stress. NCBI's taxonomy places the organism in Eukaryota, Metazoa, Mollusca, Bivalvia, Myida, Myidae. Gene Ontology annotation, molecular function: peroxidase activity; heme binding.
UGCACUUUAAAAACAUAUACGGGUAUCUACCCGGAACUGGCGUAAAUAGUGCGUAUCAAAGACUUCUUAUACAUCAACUGUUCAAACCGUCUCACAGACUCGUGCGCGGCUGUGGAGUGACUUACACUAAAUUUGGAUUUGGAAAUAAUUCGCACGCGACAAGAUGCUUGUUGAAUGGCUGCAUGUGACGGUCGCGACGUGGCUGCUGUUCAGCAUGGUACCGGUCGCCCGGGGCAACUCGUUCAUCGACGCCUACAACCAGGCUUCAAACGACCUCAUCAAUGAUGACACUAGUGUCAAAAAAUUGUACGACAACCGGGCGGACUUCUUUCUACAGGCGGUGCACGAGACCGGACUCGCCUCGUCGGCCAUUGCAGACGCCGCCAACUUCGUGAACCUGCUUGCCAUCUUCCUCAACGUGCCGACGAUCGAAGACCUGAUGAGUUAUGACAAUUUCAGGACACAGCUGGAUACUGUUGUCGCUCGGAUCAACGGCAUCUGCCCUCUCAAGGACAUUACAGAUGAUUUCGAAGAGUGUACCCGGGCGGACCGUGGGAGCCUCUGGCGACCCAUAACCGGCAUCUGUAACAACAUAGAACACCCGCGGUGGGGGACGCCAAAAAUAGCCCAACUUAGACUGGCACCAGCAUUCUGGGAAAACGUUGGGUUGGUGGUGUUCGACCCUUUGCCCGAUUACAUGACUCCCGUGGACUCCCGGGGCGUCCAGCUUUUACCCAACAUUCCACUCAUCUUUAACCUACAAGGAACUAACAGAUUCACGCUCGCAGUGACGAACCCGGGGACGGCAGAGCCGGUUUGUCAGAGAGUAAACGUGAAGAGUAAAAAGCAGGGCUUUGUCGACGGCAUUAUUGCUAGUGCAAUCCCCAACAGAGACGGGUGCGAAGUGGACUUUGAUGGUAGUCGUUACUCCGCCAGUGGGGACACAUGUAAAAGAGCCACCAUCUGUUACCAACCCUUUUAUGUCGUGAUCGAAUUGUUUCCCCGAAUACGUGCAGCAAGUAAAUUGACGAUUAAUAACGAAGUUGUGGACACAUACUCAAGUACUACGAAAAUGUAUGAUGCCACUGGGUUUCAAACGUUCUGGGUGCGCAUUCAAAACGAUAAACUUCAGGUUGGGUCGGGUAGCGAGUGUGACGAGCGGACGGUGAUACUGGAGGGCGCGACGGACCCCGGUCUUGCACAAGAAAUUCAAAAUACCAGGCAUGCGAUUUCAAUAUCUGCUGGCCAGCCCAACAAGCUUACCGCCCAGUUUCCAGUUUACGACCGAAUCAUCCUUGAGACGGAACCAGAGCGGCCCCAGUCGCUCGCCAGUCUCCCCUUCCUGUUUGAGAGCCUCGUUGUCAGGUUUGGCCUACGUACGCCGGGAGCUUUCUGUCAACUUGACAACAAGCAUGAGAUCGAAUUCGAAAACAAGGAUACAGCUGAGAAAUUGACGGUGACGUUCCGUGCGACCCGUAGCAUUAAUGAUAUCACUGUGGGGGAGGUCGUAAUCAGCUUCCGGCGCGGACAUGAAUCUGCAGUGGAGGUGACGGUAGAGAAGACAGCGGCAGUGCCGCACGUGGAUUUCUUGGACGGCAGUGGACAAUCACACACAGAUUUCUCGUCAUUCUGGGUAUCCGCCAUCAGUAAUCGUGUGUACGCGGGGGCCGGAAACGAGGUGGGGAAGAAUGCGAUGAUUGAUCUUUUCUUGAUUCCGGAAGGGACGGGCUUCUUCCGGCCCAAUGACGUCAUUGUCCGUUCCUUGGAUGGUGGCGAGUCGAAUCCAAAGCAUGCACAGUGGAUGUUUGAUCUAAAGCAGUGGGCAACGCCGCGUAAGACGUCACUGACAGGGCGGCCUCUACCGACAGCGCGUGACGUGAGCCUGGCGAUCCACACGAACAUUGGGGCUAACACCAUAUGGAGUGAUAAACUCACUAUGGCCGUCAUGCAGAUGGGUCAGUUCGUGGACCAUGACCUUAUUGCAACGCCCGGUGAGACAGGAGAAUCCGGCCACAUCAACUGCCGCUGCGUGAAUGGUUCCUACAUCGACACAGCAGAGGCGGAGAGCCGAUUCUGUUUCAACAUCAACAUCACGGAGAAGACGGAUUCGAGCGGACAACAAGGCGCGUUUCCCUCGGACAAAUUCGAUUGCUUUGCGUUUGUCCGUUCGUCUGCAACCCUCGAGUGCAACGCCGAAAACAAUCUACGCGACCUUCGUAACCGCGAGCAGCUGAACACUCUGACGGCGUACGUGGAUGGCUCCAACAUCUAUGGCUCCGAGCAGGACGAGGCAGAUGAGCUCCGCGUGCAUGACGGACACUUGCGAGGUUUUCUAGCGACGACCGAUGGCCCGAUCCAUCCGGAGUUGCCGAUCUCGACGGUAGCCGGGACGGGGGAGGCGGCCUGUAACAAUGGUGGAGACGAAAACUUCCCCUGCCGUGUAGCGGGUGAUUUCCGCGUGAACGAGCAGCCCGGCCUGACCAGCAUGCACACCCUCUGGGUCCGUGAACACAACCGCGUGGCCCGGGAGCUCGUGGAGAGCUGCGGAUACAGGGACAACAAGGCGAGGAGAAGUAACGAGCUUUACCAAGCCGCACGGCGCAUCGUCGUCGCCGAGUACCAGAAUAUCGUGUACAACGGAUAUCUACGCUCCUUCAUGGACGCGAGCAUCUUCGAUGAGUUUAACCUGAAUUCUGUCAGUGAUGGGUCUAGUAUAUACGACCCUAGCAUCAACCCGUCCAUCACCAACGAGUGGGGAAUAGCUAACAGGAUGGGUCAUACCUGGAUCAAUAGCCACAUGAUUGGGGAAGAGGCGUCGAAUAAUGCUGGAUGGGAGCUGAAGGACAACUUUUUCAGGCCUACACACAUCCAUAUAAACGGAUCGGACCUCUUCAUUAAGAACCUGUAUACCGCCAGGUGUCCAGAGAGCGACAAGAUCAUGGAGAGUGACGUCACAGAGAACCUUUUCCGGAGCGACGCGAGGAACGCCUUAGACCUGGCGGCCCUGAACAUCCAGCGUGGUCGUGACCAUGGCGUCUCAUACUGCGACACGCGGAAGGCGCUCGGUCUCAGAGUGCCGACCACCUUCCAGGAAGCGGAGAGCAUGCAGCUCUUCUCCGCGGAAACGAUCGCCUUGUUGGAACGUACUUACGACUGCAUAUGCGACAUCGACUUGUUCACGGCAAUAGUGGCAGAACGUCCUUUGAACACUAGGACAAACCUCCCCCAACAAUCUGAUUCCCGGAUCCCUGAAACGCUCAACUACAUCCAGGCGGACAUGUUCAAGAAACUUAAACUAGGAGAUCGGUUCUGGUUUGAAUUUUCGCGAGCUGGAUUGGAUGAUGAUCAAAAGAAUGCGAUACGCCAGAUUACCUUGUCAAGUAUCAUAUGUGCCAAUGUGCUCACACCCGACGACGAAAUUCAGUCUGACGCCUUCAAUACUGCGGGCCAUGGAAAUGAGCAAGUUAAAUGUUCUGAGAUACCAAAACUCGACAUUGGCCUUUUCCUGAGGGAUCGUACCCGGGAAGUGAAUGAAGAAACCCCGACAGAACGCUUGGUAGGAACCCCGGAAAUAUCUACAACCGAAGGCCCGGUAGAUACCACGGUACGAUCUCUAACACUUGAUACUGCAUUGCCGGACAACAUCGUCGACGAAAGAGCGGACGGAGGAGCGGACGGUGGGUAUACGGCGGCGGAGAUAGAUCACCUGUUGGAUCUGCUGGCUCAGUUAGAUGAGAAGAAAUUAAAUGAAGUAAAAUAGAAAACUCGGUUUACAUUUUUUAACAUCACAUGGUAUGGAAGAAAUCGCAUUGACAGAAAUCUAAAAUACUGUUGACUACUAAAGUGCUACUGUUGACAUGAGUUUCACUUCUUGUGCUUAUGUAAUCACUUUAAUGUUAUACGCAAGCGAUACUUACAUUUAUACUUUAUUGAAUUACCUAACAUGAUAAAAUUUGUGAGUGUAUUAACACAAUUAAUCAGACACUAAUAAUGAAAUAAAUGACUUUCAUAAAGAGUGGAAUUCGAACUAAUUUGUUAACUCAAUGCUGUUUUAUUUGUAUUUUGUAUGUUUCAUAAAAGUAGGACGUAAAACUAUGCUUUAUGUCUGAAAAUUGAAUAUUUGUAAAAAAAUGAUACAAGUAUAACAUUUUCUAUGAUAAAUGUUCUCCUUAAUAAUAUCAUAUAUUUGAUAUGUUUGUAGUGCGUCCUAGAUGUUAUACACUGAUUGGUACAUUGACUAUUGAAUAUAUGUCUAACCAUGUUGAUGGAUGAUGAACUGAACUGUAUGUUUAAAUCCGAAUAAACUGUUCUAUUCUAUA